AUGAUUCCAGUUGUUAACUGGGGCGAGUUUCCUCCCGAUAGUAUCACGGCGAAACGACGGAGGGAGCAAUUGCAACAAGAGGCGCUACAACAAGAGGCGAAUAAUUCCAAGCCAGAAGAUACUGAUAAAGUAUCAUUGGCUACUACAGCGGUCGAGAGAUCAACAGAUCAAGCUGGCGAAGAUUCAAAUGAAAAGCGAAAGCAAACUUCUCCACAACCCGAGUCAAGUCGUGAAGCAGGCAAAGAACCGAAGCAAGGAUUCCGGAAGUCUACACAGCAACGGGUAGGCAAUGCCUUUAAAUAUUGA
This is a messenger RNA of Aspergillus chevalieri, 306 nucleotides long. RefSeq lists its product as uncharacterized. The transcript has a single exon. The record is from RefSeq and is a predicted model, not a curated record. The coding region runs from base 1 to 306 and encodes 101 amino acids. Lineage: Eukaryota; Fungi; Ascomycota; Eurotiomycetes; Eurotiales; Aspergillaceae.